This is a messenger RNA of Lodderomyces beijingensis, 966 nucleotides long. The record is from the annotation of a GenBank genome assembly. NCBI's taxonomy places the organism in Eukaryota, Fungi, Ascomycota, Pichiomycetes, Serinales, Debaryomycetaceae.
AUGCUACUAAGACGGUCCACGGAACGAAUUCUACCGAACCGCAUAUCAUUUCUAGCUUCGACGACGCAAGCUCGAAAAUUUUCGCUUGACCACAAUGCAAUCAUAACUACAUUCACCCACUCGUUCCAAUCGAUCCACGAAGUGACCCACUUGCCAUGGUGGGCCCUCAUCCCCAUAACAACGUUCGCCUUGCGAUCAGCAUGGACGUUGCCGCUCGCACUUAUCCAACGCCAGCGGAUCCAAAGGCAAAGCGAGCUCAAGCCGAUCGUGUCCGCCAUGGGCCCCGUGCUCCGGAUGAACCUCGCUAAAAAAGCCCAAGAGGCCAAACACAUGCAAGAGCAGCCCACGACGUCCCCCUCCGUCGUCGCUACACAAUCGCCGUUGGCGAACAUGACCUACGAGCAGAUCCUCCUCUUGAGCGCUAAGGAGGUGCGCAAGCGUCAGAAACAGCUCUUCCAAAAGCAUGGGGUUCAGAUAUGGAAAAACUUCAUGUUGCCAGCGGCGCAGAUCCCGCUUUGGAUCAUCAUGUCGCUCACGAUGCGCGACCUCAGCGGAUGGUCCUCAUGGGACAACAUCCAUAAUAAACCCCUCGAUCCAAGUUUGAGCACCGAGGGCAUAUUGUGGUUCCAGGACUUGACCGUAGCCGACUCGCUUCACGUGUUCCCCGUGAUACUCGGCGUGGUUUCGUUGUGCAAUGUCGAAUGGACGUUCAAGACUUUGGAAAUGGCGCGGUUGACGCAGAGGUUGAAGUUUAGGCCUACCUUGACUGACGCAGUGGCCAAUUUCUCCCGGCUUUCGAUUGUGUUCAUGAUGGCGAUUUCGGUGCAUGCGCCAGCGGCGUUGACUUUGUACUGGUUGAGCUCGCAGUUUUAUUCGCUUGUCCAGAACGUGGUCCUUGAUUCGAAGUUCCCCAUUUCCUAUACGCCAAAGAAGAGGUUCAGUAGAGAAACUUCCGAUGAUGAGUAG